AUGGCUACCACUUUCUACAACUUAUUCACGCUACCACUAUUCUUCUUCAUUUUUCUUCUUCCCUCUGCUCAUUCAUCAGUUUCAUUCAAUAUUACUCGCUUUAAUCCUAAUGCGUUAAAUGUAAUAUAUCGUGGAGAUGCUGUACCUUCAGUUGGAGCCAUAGAGAUGAACAAAGUCAAUUAUGCGUGCCGUGUUGGUUGGGCCACCUAUGCCGAGAAGGUGCCACUCUGGGACUCCAAUACUGGAAACCUCGCCAACUUCACAACUCAUUUCUCCUUCAUUAUUGAUACACAAGGCAGUGCUAAUUAUGGUCAUGGGCUUGCAUUCUUCUUGGCUCCUGUUGGGUUUGAGAUCCCUCCAAAUUCAGUUGGUGGCUUCCUGGGCUUAUACAACACAACAAACAGUGAUUCAUCAAAGAACCAACUAGUUCACGUUGAGUUCGACUCUUUCGCGAAUCCAGAAUGGGAUCCUGCAUUUACGCACGUGGGAAUUAACAACAACUCAAUUUCUUCUGCUGUUGAUACCACUUGGAAUGCUAGUUUCCACAGUGGAGAUAUUGCAGAUGUGUGGAUUACAUACAACGCUAGUACCAGGAAUUUGAGCGUUUCUUGGACUUACCAAAGGACCUCAAAUACUCAGGAGAAUACUAGUCUUUCUUACCAAAUUGAUUUGAGAAAGGUUCUCCCUGAGUGGGUCACAGUUGGAUUUUCAGCUGCUACUGGUUAUUUUGGAGAGCGACAUACGCUUUUGUCAUGGGAAUUCAGUUCAAGCUUGGAUAUAAAUGUAGCAAGUGGAAAGAAAGCAAAAGGUCGUGGACUAAUAGUGGUUCUGACAGUGACCGGUGGAGUUCUGAUAGCUGGUGUGAUUAUAGCAUUUUCAAUAUUGUAUAUAUGGAAGGGAAAGAAAAAGGAGACAGAAGAAACAACAAACUUAACAUCAAUGAAUGAUUAUCUAGAGAAAGGAGCAGGGCCAAGAAGGUUUUCUUAUCGUGAUCUUGUUUCAGCUACCAAUAACUUCUCAAACGAGAGGAAGUUGGGUCAAGGAGGAUUUGGUGCUGUUUACAAGGGAUAUUUAGCUGAUUUAGACAUGCUAAUUGCUGUGAAGAAAAUCUCAAGAGGGUCUAAACAGGGGAAGAAAGAAUACGUAACUGAGGUGAAAAUCUUUAACCAACUGAGACACCGAAAUUUGGUGCAACUCAUAGGAUGGUGUCAUGACAAAGGUGAGUUUCUACUUGUAUACGAGUUUAUGCCAAAUGGUAGCCUUGAUACUCACCUCUUUGGCAAGAGGAAUCCUCUCACUUGGGAAGUAAGAUAUAAAAUAUCUCUUGGAUUGGCCUCUGCGUUGCUUUAUCUUCAUGAAGAGUGGGAGCAAUGUGUGGUGCACCGAGAUAUCAAAGCAAGCAAUGUCAUGCUAGAUUCUAGUUUCAAUGUCAAGCUUGGUGACUUUGGGUUAGCUCGACUUAUGGAUCAUGAGCUAGGUCCCCAAACAACUGGAGUGGCUGGAACUUUAGGAUACAUGGCUCCAGAAUAUUUAAGAACAGCUAGGGCUAGUAAAGAGACUGAUGUAUAUAGCUUUGGAGUAGUUGCCUUAGAAAUUGUUACUGGAAGGAGGUCAAUUGAUCCAAUGGGAAAGGAUUCCGAAAUGGGGUUGGUAGAGUGGAUUUGGAAUCUUCAUGGUAAGGGGGAUCUUCUUUUGGCUUUGGAUGAGAAGUUACAAUCAGAUUUUGAUGAAAAACAGGUAAAAUGUUUGAUGAUCAUUGGACUUUGGUGUUCUCACCCUGAUCAAAAUCUGAGGCCCUCUAUAAGGCAAGCAAUUCAAGUUCUAAAGUUUGAGGCAACAAUGCCAAAUCUUCCAACAGAGAUGCAUGUUCCUAUGUAUCGUGUACCUACACCAGCAGCAAUUAGCUCUAGUGAAGCUUCCGUGAGUACUACAAGCCUUCAGCAUGGUCGUUAA
Messenger RNA from Quercus lobata, 1953 nucleotides. RefSeq names its product L-type lectin-domain containing receptor kinase IX.1-like. The record is from RefSeq and is a predicted model, not a curated record. NCBI's taxonomy places the organism in Eukaryota, Viridiplantae, Streptophyta, Magnoliopsida, Fagales, Fagaceae. The transcript has a single exon. The coding region runs from base 1 to 1953 and encodes 650 amino acids. Gene Ontology annotation, molecular function: ATP binding; protein kinase activity; carbohydrate binding. Gene Ontology annotation, biological process: protein phosphorylation.